Messenger RNA from Siniperca chuatsi (mandarin fish), 1450 nucleotides. RefSeq names its product cellular retinoic acid-binding protein 1. NCBI's taxonomy places the organism in Eukaryota, Metazoa, Chordata, Actinopteri, Centrarchiformes, Sinipercidae. Gene Ontology annotation, biological process: fatty acid transport. The transcript has 5 exons. Bases 124 to 537 code for a protein of 137 amino acids. Gene Ontology annotation, molecular function: fatty acid binding. The record is from RefSeq and is a predicted model, not a curated record. Gene Ontology annotation, cellular component: cytosol; nucleus.
GGGAGGAGAGGAGGAGGGAGCACAGGGACGGCUGGAGGGAGAGAAAGACUCUGAAGAAAGGGAGCGGAGGAGACAGACAACAGGAGACAAAGGCUGACACACAAUCAAAACCCCACAAGAAAAAUGCCCAAUUUUGAAGGCACCUGGAAAAUGAAAAGCAGCGAGAAUUUCGAAGAGUUGCUCAAAGCUCUGGGUGUGAAUGCCAUGCUGAGGAAGGUAGCAGUGGCGGCUGCAUCCAAGCCCCAUGUGGAGAUAAGGCAGAACGGCGAACACUUUUACAUCAAGACUUCUACCACAGUCCGCACCACGGAGAUCAACUUCCUCAUUGGAGAGGAGUUUAACGAGGAGACGGUGGACGGGAGAAAGUGUAAGAGCUUGGCCACUUGGGAAGCAGAAAACAAGAUUUACUGCAAACAGACUCUACUGAGCGGGAAUGGCCCGAAGACCUUCUGGAGCCGAGAACUCAAAGGGGAUGAACUCAUACUGAUCUUUGGAGCCGACGAUGUGGUGUGCACACGGAUCUACCUACGAGCAUAGCUGAAGUGUUCAAAUUUCCGCCAACCUUUCAGUGUCUGAAGUGUCAGUAUCUUGGGAAAGUACAGAAGACAAAGAAGAUGGCGGACCAAAGCAGCAGAAGUAGUACGCACACUACGUAUUACAGAUAUUUCCUGAUGAAGAACUUGCUGGUCAAAACAUUCCCUCAAUAAAUCUUUCAGUAAGACCUUUUUUAAAAAAUAAAUAAAAUCAUACAAACAUGAUGGCAAAAAUGAGAAGAAAAAAGUGGUCAAUGGAGUUUUGGUCUAUUUAAAGGAUAUUUUAAUGCCAAACACCAUACUAACACUCAUGUACAACAUAAUAAAAGUCAAGAGAAGAGACAUGUUAAACGAGGUACAAACGAUGUCUUUAUGUACAAUCAGCUCUGCGGGACUUUCUGUGGUAUUCCAUAUUAAAACACAGUCAAUAUAAAAAUAAAAACACAAGUUCCAAGAUUGUCUGUAGCUGGUUAUGUUACUGACCAUCGCCUUUAAUGGAGUUCAGGAAAAUGGCAGGCAGCUUCAUUUUUUUUUUAUUAAUUAAUUUAUUUUCUUCUUAGGAGUGUUGCCAAUCUGCACUUCCAUACUGAACUUUUGGUGCGUUUGCUUCCAUCCAGCUCAAGUUAUGAUCCAUACGUGAAAAAUUACAAGGAUCUGACUUCUCAAUGUUAAGAAAAGCCUUUUGCUUAUAUAGCGAUUUCCACUGUGAAACACACUUUACAGCAUUUAGUGUGAUGGAUAUCUUCCCAUCCAACCUUACCUACAAUAUCUACAGUGCCAAUUCCAGUUUUAUUAAAAAAACCCCAAAAAAACAAAAAAAAAACACAAAAAAAAACAAAAAAACAAAAAAAAAAACUGUAGAGGGGAACAUGGCAAUAAAAAUCCUUAGUUUACAUCCGUCCUUUAAGGGAAUACAA